Parnassius mnemosyne (clouded apollo) is the source of this 624-nucleotide messenger RNA. The record is from the annotation of a GenBank genome assembly. Lineage: Eukaryota; Metazoa; Arthropoda; Insecta; Lepidoptera; Papilionidae.
AUGUAUCCAUUCAACCCAGAUAGAAUUCCGGAAUGUGCUUAUGCUCCUAGCAUUCCAACUCACUUAUCAGAAGCAGGUGAACCGGAGAGCAAUUCUGAUGAAAAUAAUGCAGCAAGCAUUAUAAAUGCAGCUUCUGUACUUAAUGAUGAGAGUUUCAGUUACGAAGAUAACGUCCCUUUAAUUUUGUUUCAAAGCAAUGAACAACAAAAUGUGCUUUCAUCUUACAUCAGAGAUGAACCAGCACCAUUGGCUUCCCUUAAUAUAAAUGAAGCGGGCAAUGUGUCCUUCACAGAUAUGAUGAAGACACCUGAAAAAAAUUCUUCCAAUAAGUCACAACGACGCAAAACAAUUAACAGUCUGGCACAGCAUUUGACAAGGUCGAUGUUCGCUAAGAUAAAUCCUACAGUAGUAAAUACACCAUCAAGCAUAAAAGCUUCCCAUCCGGGGAAGAGACGCAAACAAGCUACCAAGCAAGCGCAAUCAUGGUGUUGCUUCCUCUGUAAGGAAGACAGAGUAGCAGACAUGAGGCUCUGCAAAUGUAGUGGUGUUUAUGUACAUGAAGAGUGUGUUGGAUUAACAGCAGAAGAUAAAGAAAGAUACAUGUGCCCAAAAUGUGAGAAUUAA